AUGCGAGCGUAUCUUUACCUCCUUUGCCCUUCGCUGCUUGAAGCAUGGAGACUCGCAUGCGUGGUGAAACUUGGAAAUUCGACGGCUGAUCUCCAUGGCUUCCAUUCGAUCUACCGGACCUGGGGUAGUCACUGCGAAUGGUUGGUUGCUGUCAUACCAUCUGGAGCCAGGGCAACAUUUUGGACAACGGUGGGACAAGGCUCCUUUCAGGUGAUCCAACUUGUUGAUCCACCUAGUGAUGCACGUGACUUGCUGCAGCUCACCCGCCUGACCAUUGACACCAUUUCAGGAGGCUUGGCGGACUUGGUUUGCGCUUUGGCGAGGCCUUGGAUGUUCCUGGUGCCGCAGAACUUGAUUGCAUUCUUGAGUGAUCAGCAGACGGCCAGCGGAGAGCUAGGCCAUUGGUCAAUACCUUGCGGUAAGACGCUCUUUUGCCAGACGGGCCUGCCACAAGUGUCACAAGUGUCAAUGCGCGCGUGGCCACUCUUCCCUGCGAUGUGUGGAAGACGCCUCGAGGAGGCCUGCGGUCAGAACCUGAGCCAACCAGUAGCUCUUCAUGCAUCCAGCACAAGGCAGCUUUCAGAACUGCAUGCUUUCUUUUAUCAUGCCUGGCCACUCAAAGCAAAUUGUCAAUUGCGCUUGGCAUCUUCUGCCCGGCCUCCUCUACCUCGAGUAGCCGUCCUCAUCGGGUCCCUCCUACGUGGGCUUCACAAGUCUGGUCAGAUGCUUCGAAGAUUGUUCAAGGAUCGAAGAAUUCGAUACCACAUUUUCAUGUAUUCUUCACCACCUUUGGCAUGGGGCAACAACCUUGGAUGUGCUCGACUUCUGGAUGACUUGGUCCACCAACUGCCUCGUCACCAGAUCACUUGGAGAUAUGCCACACGAAGCGAGAAUCUCCAAGAGGAAGCAUUUGCGAAGAGAGUCAACUCAAGGUGGGGAAGCUGUGCAGGUGCACUUAAGCCACUGAUGAAGCAGCUAGACUGA
Messenger RNA from Durusdinium trenchii, 984 nucleotides. Lineage: Eukaryota; Dinophyceae; Suessiales; Symbiodiniaceae. The record is from the annotation of a GenBank genome assembly.